Ectocarpus siliculosus is the source of this 2955-nucleotide messenger RNA. The record is from the annotation of a GenBank genome assembly. NCBI's taxonomy places the organism in Eukaryota, Phaeophyceae, Ectocarpales, Ectocarpaceae.
AUGGAUCGUGCCGCACUGGUUGCGUUGUUUCGUUCGACUGAUGGAGCGAACUGGAGCACGAACAGCAACUGGAACACGGACGCGGGGGUAGCUACUUGGAAGGGUGUCAAAGUUAACCACGCGGGCCGUGUGGUGGGGCUGUUUCUGCCGGACAACGACCUCCACGGACCCAUCCCCGAGGCGCUUGGGGCUCUCAGCGAGCUAAAGAAGCUUUUUGUGCACGACAACAAGGUCACUGGGUCCAUCCCGAGAGAGCUUGGACGUCUCGGCAAGUUGGAAACGCUGUGGCUCAACGGCAACGAAAUUACCGGGACUAUUCCCGAGGCGCUUGGAGGUCUCAGCGAGCUGAAGAACCUUUCCAUGUCCGCCAACAAGCUCACUGGGUCCAUCCCGAGAAAGCUUGGAGGUCUCGGCAAGUUGGAAGAGCUUUAUCUCAACGGCAACCAGCUCUCAGGUUCCAUCCCCGGAGAGCUUGGAGGCCUCGGAAAGGUGCAAAUUCUUCGACUCGACGGCAACCAGCUUUCCGGACCCAUCCCCGAGGCGCUCGGAGCUCUUCGCGAGCUGAAGAACCUUGACAUGUCCGACAACAAGCUCACUGGGUCCAUUCCAGGAGUGCUUGGAGGUCUCGGCGAGUUGAAAAUACUUUUUCUCAACGACAACCAUCUCUCAGGUUCCAUCCCCGGAGAGCUUGGAGGCCUCGGAAAGGUGCACAUUCUUCGACUCGACGGCAAUCAGCUGACCGGGACUAUCCCCGAGGCGCUUGGAGGUCUCAGCGAGCUGAAGAACCUUUCCAUGUCCGCCAACAAGCUCACUGGGUCCAUCCCGAGAAAGCUUGGAGGUCUCGGCAAGUUGGAAGAGCUUUGUCUCUACGGCAACCAGCUCUCAGGUUCCAUUCCCAGAGAGCUUGGAGGCCUCGGAAAGGUGCACAUUCUUCGACUCGACGGCAACCAGCUGACCGGACCCAUCCCCGAGGCGCUCGGAGCUCUUCGCGAGCUGAAGAACCUUGACAUGUCCGACAACAAGCUCACUGGGUCCAUUCCAGGAGUGCUUGGAGGUCUCGGCAAAUUGGAAAGGCUUUGGCUCAACGACAACCAUCUCUCAGGAGGGCCGGCGAAAGACGAGAGUCUUGAUUCGUGGAGGGCAAGACUGCGGCAGCAGGAGCAGGCAGCUGUACGCGAAGACACAAAAGCGGAAAACCCCGCCGUACGCACCAGUUCCUCGACACAGGGCGACAAGCCCGGGAAGCCAGAUGGAGCUACCACUGAACCCAUAUCUGGUUCAUCACGGGAGGCAGAUAUGGACCACAUUACUCAGGCUCAGAUUUCUUCUUUUUCGUCGUUGAGCACGCUAUGUGGAGGGAGUCAAGCAAGCCUGGAGCAGGUUGGACAGCUUGUUGAAGCGCUGGGCAUCAAUCGCUCUUCUCCCGGCACGGGGCUUAACGGGACGGGUACGCUCGGGGAGCUGAACAGGCUGGUGGCAAUGGCCGAAGAUCUAGGCGACAUGGUGUCGAGACACGUGACAAAUGAAGACAUACAACGGCGGGAGCUGGCGUUGCCCCCGGGUCCCAAGGCAUACUACACGGCAAUCCGAACUGGUCUGUGUAACGCCUACCUCGCAGCCAGCGUCGUCUCCAGUAGCUUGGUUUGCACAAGCAAGACCGGUCGCAUGGGUACGGCAGGGAAGACCUUGGAGUUUCUGUCGAGCGCGGUGCCUGUGGUCAGUGGGCUUGCGGGCUUGGCUGCCGCAGCCUUGAAGGCGGGAGACCGCUAUCUGCAAACUCGGCGAGUGUCGAAGAUCUGCGACAUGGCGCCCGACUCGACUGACUGUUGUUUGCUGGCGAGGGCGUUGGCGUUGCAACUCUCGGAUGGGUAUGUGGACGGCACCCUCCCCACGAUUGACACGGCUGAAGAACGUGGCACGCACACCACAGCAGGCAUGGGUGGUGUUGAGGGCGAGUGCGGAUGGAGCCAAGAUAUUGGCGCCUCGCCAGACUCUGCGACCGAGGAAGCCGUCAUGGACUGGUUUGUCGAAGAAGUGGCGGACUACGAGCCGAACAAACUCGAUGCAAGGAAAACGACUGCUGCCGUACAGGCUGGGAGGAAGCUUGGGACAAGGCACCUCCAGACUCUUCUAAAGGCGGUUGGGCGGGAUUGCCUCCGCGGCACAAACACUCCUGACGAGAAGGUGAAAGUUCUUGUCGGGAUUAUACUCCCAGAGGCCGAGCGGAAAGUUGGUUCGACAUCUCACGGCACGCAGGAGCGUACCAAUCACGACGCUAGCUCCGCCCAACCAGCUUCACGGCAGUCGCAUGCUGCAGCCACUCGUCCGGCCGCUCCUGACGGUGCUGCCAAGAAUGAUCUUGACGUGGCAGCGUUGAUGGAGCGCAUGGCUUCCAUGCGCAUUCGGACGGAAGCAACGCACGAAGAGCUUAAAGCCGGCCUGGAAGCUUCUCAUGCGAAACAUGUCGAGCUAGAAUCUGGUCUAGAAGCUGCCAAAGAAGAGAACGCUAGGCUCAGAGACGGUUUGGAAGAGGCAAAUGCAAAAAACGCCAAGCUGGAGUCUGAGAUGAAAAUCCUGAACAAAAAGGUGAUGAAGCCUGGGCCGGACUCGGAUAGCUUGGUAGCGAGCGCUUUGAAGCAGCGGCAAGCUGUCACCGAGACAGCAGUGGAUGACUUUCUCGAGAGGGCUCAAGAGAGAGCACCGGCUGCGGGCAAUGAUGUGGUGACCUUGGGGCAGCUGACAGAGGCCGUGGAACUCCUGAAGGAAGUGCAUAGCAAGUACGAUGAGCUGCAUCGCGAGCAUGAUGCCAAACUGAGCCGUUUUCAGAGGGCAGUUGACAGGAUCACCCGCAAAUGUACGUUAGAAUCUAAUGACCUGGUGCCCCAGAACGAGCUGAGAGAGAUAUUGGCACUCCAUGACGAGCUGCUUCGCGAACGCAGUGCUAUUAACAGAUAG